UUCUUAUUGUUGUGCUUUGGGUUGGAACGACUAUGUCGUAGAACACUUGGGUUUCAAAACACGGCCUGGCGUGUCAGUGGUUCACACAUAUCCAAUGUCAGACUUCGGCUAUGUAGUUCAUGUCUUCCAAUAGUUUUUAACUAUGUGUAAUAAAUAUUUAAACUAGUUCACGGACCUAUACAGUAAACAAUGUUGUAAAAUGAGUUUUGUGACUAAACUCUGUGGUUUCCUCUUCCUUGUCUACUUGCUACAAUGGCAGGAAGUGUACGCAGAUAUGAUAUGCCCAGCAAUGAUAGCAAAUACAAAUUACAUAGCUGUAGCCGAAUGGUACAGUUCUGCUCGUUCGAAAAACAACCUGCUCAGAGCUGAACUGUACAUUCAACAAACUUUUGGGGCGAAUUGCUUUGUAUCAAACUUGACCUGUGACCUACAGGAUGAUUUUAAACAGUUUGCAAAGCUCAUCAAUAUAACUAUUUCUGAGUUAGGGCAACAUGGAGGAUAUCAAAUUAUUGUCUCAGUCUUAGGCAUUCCUUACCAGGGCCUAACUGGAAACUUUACCCUAAUCUGGCAGCUACAAUAUGGUUCAUAUGUGGAAAAUUGCUCAUUGAACUUUGGAGCAACUGUUAAUGAAUGUAACAACUCUAAAAACCCAUGCUACAAUGGAGGCACAUGUAAAGAUUUGGAGGUCGGAUAUAACUGUACAUGCACGUCUGGAUACUAUGGCUAUGUAUGUGAUCAUGGCACUGAAAAACUGUGUACAGUUUCAUCCUCUUUGAUAGUUUUGUCAACUGUCAAAAAGUCUUCAGAUCUUAUUUUAUCCUGUCAAAAUCUUAAUUUGAGCUUAAAUACUUCUGGUCAGGGGAUUCCGUUUCUUGGAGAUCUUUUGGCAGCGGAUAUUAGAGCUUUAAACAAAACAACUAUCUAUAUGAAUAUCACAUUGGCAACGUAUAGGCCUGGAGUCCACAAUUAUCUAGCUGUGUGGAAUGUAAUUGAAGGACUCUACCAUGAACUGCUGACCUUUUUUAUUUAUAAUCCACCAAACUUUCCCUAUCAUUUUGUUGAUACAAAAAUAUUGGAGAAUAUAACAAUAGGAACAGAUAUUUUAAAUAUGACAGCUUCUACUGAUAAUUCACCAUCGACACUGAAUUACUCCGUAACUGAUUCUGACAAAGAAACCACACUGGCUUACUACUUUGGCAUUGAUGGAAAUGGUACACUUCAAGUUCGUCGGCCAAUACCUAAAAAUGUACUGCCCGUUUUCAAUAUAACAUUACAGGUAACGGACACGUUGACCCAACAAGUCGACUCUUCAAUAGUUCAAGUAUCUAUUGAAGACAUUAAUGAACCGCCUCAAUGUACGGCACUGAAAGUUCCAUCCAUCUACAUGUCAGUUUCAAAUGCAACUUUAGACCUUCUUAACUGUACAGAUCCUGACAGAACAGAACAAUGGAUGGAGUUAAAAUUUACUGUCAAAGCUGCUCCCCCAUCUAUCACAGUCACAGUAAAUGGAAAUGGAACUGUCACAAUUGUAAAUAGAGUGCCCAAUAACAUAACAAGUUUCUACUUAAACAUCACAGUCCAAAAUAUUGAAUUUCAACAGUAUUUUAACUUUAUUGUGCCAGUCAUCAAUGAUUAUCCCUACUGUAACAUAUCUAAAACUGUCUUGUUAUUAUCUCGAACGAAUCUUAGUGACCACCUCCAUGUAACAUGUGAUACCAUAGAUCCAGGCAAUGUUCACAAUAUGACUUUCACUGGAGCUGAUGGGACGCCAACUCUAAUAAGUGUUCUUGAUUUCAGCAUAUCACAAAAAGAUAUCUCUACAAUGAGUUUUAACAUUUCUUUAUCCAAUUAUCUUCCCAAUACAUACAAUGUGACACUCAAUGUAAUUGUAAAUGGAUUUCUAAGGACAGAACAAAUAACAGUUUAUGUUUACAAUCCACCAGCAUUUACUUUUCAUUUCUACUACAUAACUGUAUAUCAGAAUGUUAGUGUGGGCUCUAAUAUUUCUUUUCUACAAGCUACAACAGAAAGCUUGGCACCCUUGGUUUAUUCUUUCACACAAAAUUCAAUGGACAGUGAUGGAAGUUAUUUGACUAUUGACAGUUUAACUGGUAUUGUGAGUGUAAUUCAACCAAUACCUAACAACUUGGUGUCAUUCAAUCUGACAAUCCAGGUAAAAGACACCCUAACCAAUCAAUCUGAUACUGCUAUCCUCCAAGUGACUAUUCUAGACACCAAUGAGCCACCUGUCUGCACUGUAGCAUCUAGUGUUAAGUCUGUCUACAUUUCAUCUUCUAAUGUUAUAUUAGGUUUCAUCAAUUGCACUGAUCCUGACAGAGAUAUUAAUUUUACAACAUUAAACUACACUGUCACAGCAGAACCAUCCACUGUGUCAGUUACCAUUGACCAGUCUGGACAUGUGAACUUGACUGAUCAAGUCCCUCAGAGUGUAACUUCCUUUAACAUUACAGUUAAGGUUCAAGAUUUUAGUUAUACAAUCUUUUCUAUCUUCAGUGUAGCAGUAGUCAAUGUGUCCAGCUGUAAAUUUUCUCCUGCUGCAUUAGCAUUAUGGGAGACUUCUACUACUAGACAGAUUGAAGUGAUAUGUGAACCCAGUGAUUCAAGCCAAUUUCAGAAGCUGAUAGUAUCUGAAAUUCAAAUUAGACCUGUCAAUAUAUUUUCCUUCAGCAUUGCAUUGAACAACAAAUCAAUAAAUGUUACAUUGUUGAGAUAUAACGCCUCUAUCUACACAAUGACAGUUAACUUAAGUGUGAAUAGUCUUCCAGUUACAAAUGAGAUAACAAUAUAUGUCUUCAACCCACCAAAGUUUUCAUCCCAGUAUGUACCCUUGACAGUAUCCCAGAAUGUCACUGCUGGAGAAAGGAUAUGGAAUGCAUCUAUUAUUACAGAUCAAGUGCUAUCAGCAUUGAAGUUUUACUUGAAUAGUAGUGCUUUAGGGAUCAAUCCAAGUAGCUACUUCACUGUAGAUAGUGAAGGUAAUCUACAGGCUGCUCAACCUUUCCCAAACAGUUUAGUGUCAACAUUCAAUCUCACAUUGCAGGUGAUAGACACACAGACAAAUCAAUCUGAUGUUUCCAUUAUUCAAGUAACUGUUGUGGACAUUAAUGAGCCCCCAGACUGCACUUUGAACUAUGUACCAUCUUUCAAUAUGUCAUCUUUAUCUAGCAAUUCAAAUACAAGUAUUGCCAUAAUAAAUUGCACUGACCCUGACAUUAAUGAUAAUUUCAAAAGAUUAAACUACAGUGUUCAAACAGUACCAAGUUCUGUUCAAGUGACCAUUGAUGUGAAUGGAUAUGUUAGACUAGCCAAUAAUAUGCCUAAUAAUAUAACUAGCUUUCAAGUGUUUGUCACAGUCAGAGACAUAGAGUUUGAAAAACAUUUUGAGUUCAAGAUUAAUGUUACAAAUGAUUUUCCCCCCUUCUGUAUGUCAUCAAAAAAUGUCAUAGUCUUGUGGGAGACACAUAGAAGUGAGAGUAUUAAUGUGACAUGUGACAUCUCUAAUCCAGCCACUAUGUACAACUUGAGUUACCAGUCAUACAUAGAUUGUCCAGAUAUUCUCAGUCCUUUUAUUACCAAGACAAGUUUGAAUGUUCUAGUGGCAAAUAUUUCUUUAUUAACAUACCGAGCUUCAAAGUGUAAUAUUACAUUUCAGAUUUCAAACUCCCUUAUUGUAACUGGGAAAUCAACUGUUCAAAAUGUAACAGUUCUUGUUUACAAUCCACCAAAGUUUACAAAUGCUAUAGUUCACAUCCUUCAAAAUAUUUCCAGAGAUUCAUAUAUACUAAAUGUGUCAGCAACUUCUGAUAGUCUUCAGCCACUGCAGUACUCUCUUGUGAAUUCUACAGCUAAUGGUCUUGAGGCAGAUGUAUAUUUUACAAUAAAUCAAAGAGGAAUAAUUCUAUCUGUUUCUGACAUACCAAAUUCACUCGUUGGAUCUUUAAAUCUCACUAUUAAGGCCACAGACACUUUGACUAAUCUGAGUAGCCUAGCACUGUUCACUGUUGUUAUAGAAGAUGUCAAUGAACCUCCAAAUUGUGCUAUAGUUAAUAUAAAGCCCAUCAACUCAUCAACACCAUCAAAGUCCAAUUUGUCACAAGUCUCAUGCCAUGAUAGUGAUGUAACACCUGCCUUCACAAGGUUGACAUACAAAGUAAAGGCAGAGCCAGAUCUAGUGAAUAUUACAGAGAAUGGUGAUAUUUACUUGCUUAAUACAAUCCCUGCCAGUGUGAAAACCAUCAAUAUCACAGUCAAUAUCAGUGAUAUCUCUACAGUGGUCCUAGUUAACUACAUUCAUGUCAUCACUGAUUACAGCUGUGAAGAGAAGCGAGAACAAGGUGUUACAUUUAAUUACACUCUAGCUGGUUCCAACUUUACUGCUGCUUGUCCAGUAAACUAUGAAGGUUAUAUUCUACGAUUUUGCAAUGAAAACAAGACAUGGGAAGAUUUCAGCUUUAUUCAUUGUGUACGGCAAAGCUUAAAAACUAUCACAAAUAAGACAAAAGAGAUAGUUGCUAAUCAAGAAAGCUUUACAACAGAAGAAAUCAAGCAACAAAUUCUUGAUAUAGUUAUUGAUCUGAACAGUACCUUUACAAAUCAAGUUCCUGAGUUAUCUGGAGACAUCAAGCAAACAGUCAAUGUUCUUCAGGAUAUCAGCACACUUGUGGAGAAGAGCAACGUGACUGUUUCUGAUGACAUUUUACAUAAAAUAGCUACCAUAUCAAAUACUCUUCUAUCAGCAUACCAAGAUAUUUGGACUGACUUACUCAACCAGUAUCAAACAACAGGAUCAGCUAUUAUUUAUUUGGUGGAUUUUUUCUCAAACAAUAGUUUAUCUACCAUAACAAAUGAUUCUUUGAUUUUGACAAGUACUUUAGAUAUUGUGAGAGCCAUCAGUGUAGAUGACAUAGUUUUUCCAAAACCAAAUGAUCCAGCUAAUUCAAAUGACUUGACAACCAAAUUAUUUUUAUCAAAGGAGGCUUUUUCAGGUGCUGGUGAAAUAAAAUAUGCUGUUGUUCAUUACAAAGAUGUUGUUGACAAAUUUCAAAUCAAUAAAACUCUACAGAAUCUAUUUAAUGAAACUGCUUUUCUAAAUUUAGCAUCAACUAUCAUAACAUUUUCUGUGCUAAGAACUGAAACCAUUAAAAAAGAUCUCAAGCUCUCAUUUCAAGUUAAAAAUAUCUCAACAAAUUUAAAAGCAAAUUGUGGAUUUUUAAAUACAGCAUUUAGUACAUUCAAUGAGCUAGGUCUGUGGUCUUCAUAUGGGUGCACUUUGGAGAGUAGUAUCAACAAUACAUUUGAUUGUUCCUGUAAUCACUUGACAAAUUUUGCAAUUUUAAUGAGCCCUUUUGAAUUAGAGCCAGAAAGCAGCCUGGCAUUGAGUAUUAUUUCAACCAUAGGCUGCGGUAUUUCAAUAUUUUGUCUGGUAGUAACAAUUAUUGUCUAUUUGGUUGUGUGGAAGCAUGUAAAAGGUGAUCGUUCCUUGCUACAUCUAAAUCUGUGUGUGUGUCUUAUCAUUUGUUACAUUUUGUUUUUGGCUGGAGUGGACAGAAAAGAAGAUGAGGUUGGAUGUAAAGUCGUGGCUGCCUUAAUGCAUUUUUUCUAUCUGGCUGUAUUCCUGACAAUGUUUGCUGAAGGCAUUCAGAUCUGCAAGGCUGUUGUUUUUGUUUUUAAAAAGGAAUCAAUUAUACACAUUUUAUUUCCUUUUAUUUAUGGUAUUCCACUUGUAAUUGUUGCCAUUUCUCUAGGGGCAACUAAAACAGAAGGAUAUAUUUCUGAUAAUUAUUGCUGGCUGUCUGUACAUAAAGGUCUCAUUUGGGCUUUUGUUGGGCCUGUAUUGUUUGUUUUAUUAUUUAAUUUUAUUAUUUUGAUCAUUACAUUACGGGUGAUGCAAAGUACAGCAGUUCAUCGACUGAAGUCAAAGUCUGAAAAGCUAAAAUCUGUAGUUAGAACUAUAUAUAUGUUAUCACCUAUCUUAGGUCUGACCUGGAUAUUUGGUGUCCUCUCAGUCAACAGUGACCUAGUAGUCUUCCAAUACUUGUUUGCAAUUUGUAAUUCUUUGCAGGGCCUCUUUGUAUUUGUAUGCUACUGUGUCCUAUCUCAUCAGAUACGUGAAGGCAUUAGUAAUAUGAGAAAACACGGUCAUUCAAAGUCUUUUGACUCGGGAGUUCGAGGCACAGAUUCAUCUGCAAAAAAUGACUCAGAAACAAAAACUUUACGUCUUGGCAGCUCCAGUUCGCAGGAGGAAGAGAUGAAUGUGCUUUCUAUCCCACCCAUCAGAAAAAAUCUGGCCUUCACUAACAUUAGAUAUGGGGCCAACGAAUAAUAUUAUUCAUAUUAGAAAUGUUUACUUUUAUAAGAGGCCCAAAAUGUUUCAAUUUAGCUUGCCAUUUAUUUUCUUUGCACAAUCAUUUUAACUUUGUCUUUAUAUGACCAGCCUUGCCUUUGUAACAUCACUUUUAAAUUGACAUUGUGUCAUCUUUAGUUUGUCACUAUAACAUAACUUUUAAAUUGACAUUGUGUCAUCUUUAGUUUGUCACUGUAACAUCACUUUUAAAUUGACAUUGUGUCAUCUUUAGUUUGUCACUAUAACAUAACUUUUAAAUUGACAUUGUGUCAUCUUUAGUUUGUCACUGUAACAUCACUUUUAAAUUGACAUUGUGUCAUCUUUAGUUUGUCACUAUAACAUAACUUUUAAAUUGACAUUGUGUCAUCUUUAGUUUGUCACUAUAACAUAACUUUUAAAUUGACAUUGUGUCAUCUUUAGUUUGUCACUGUAACAUCACUUUUAAAUUGACAUUGUGUCAUCUUUAGUUUGUCACUAUAACAUAACUUUUAAAUUGACAUUGUGUCAUCUUUAGUUUGUCACUAUAACAUAACUUUUAAAUUGACAUUGUGUCAUCUUUAGUUUGUCACUAUAACAUAACUUUUAAAUUGACAUUGUGUCAUCUUUAGUUUGUCACUGUAACAUCACUUUUAAAUUGACAUUGUGUCAUCUUUAGUUUGUCACUGUAACAUCGCUUUUAAAUUGACAUUGUGUCAUCUUUAGUUUGUCACUGUAACAUCGCUUUUAAAUUGACAUUGUGUCAUCUUAGUUUGUCACUGUAAUAUCACAUUUGACUUUCCAUUUUACCACAUCUUAGACUUGCCACUGCAUCAUCAUCUUUUCUCUGGCUCUUGUUUAUUGUUAUAAUUAAUAUUUGCAAAGAUUUCUAAUCACAUUAAAACAUACUCACAUUAUAUUAAAUGUUUAUGAUAAGGGACUAAUAUUCUCAUAACUUCUGUAAUAUAUACACUGUAGCUGUGAGUACUCAUUGUCAAAAUGUAUUCUGUAAUUUAAAACUUGAUAGCAUUUCUUUUUUUUUACUCUGUCAUCUGAACAAUCAUUGCCAUAUAAGCAUGUUGUUUAUUGAACAUAAUAUGAUUUGACUAAAUAUCCUUGAAAUGUUUUAUUGCAUCACAACUGUCUUCUAUGCAAGUCAUAAAUCAUUCUUUGUUGAUGUUUUUAUUCUGCCUUGCUUAGGAGAAACAUUUACUUUAUUUAAAAGCUUUAAUUGACACUUGACAGAAUUGCCUUAUUGCCUUGAUUUUUUUGUUUUUGGUACAUUUAAAUGGAUUUGAUAUUGCUAUCAUUUUUAUAGAAUGUUAAAUUCAUUAAGCAUGUUUAAAUCUUAUUUUUAAAUAGUAUAUCUUUUCAGCAGGCAUGUAUCACAGCCCAAAAAAUGUUUAUCAAGAAAGACAUGAGCUAUAGUAUCACUUUAAUAAAACAACCUCUAAUUGUUAGGUCAUGGACAUUGUGAUUCAUGUAUAUAUGAUUGUUUAUUUUAAAUCAGGAGCAUGUUUAUUUAAAGUGAGGAACACUCUGCAAGUACAUUUUUUUUUACUUUAAAAUCUUCAGUGAUCCAAGUACAAGUAUCUUAUUCCUAUUUCUUUGUCUUCUUAGUGGCAAUACAUUUAGUGCAGAAAUAGAAACAGCCAUUUACAAAAUUUGCUCUAUAUGCAAGUAACUUACUUAAUUGUUUUUCAAAAAUAAAUUACUAGAAUGAUUUUUUUGAAAGGUGCAAUAAAAGAGUGCAUUUAAGUUUCUCUUGUAUAAGACUUUUAAGAGGCAGACUAACUUAUUGGUUCACUUUAGUUUACAUAGAUUGAACAUUUAAUGGAAGUAAUUACUUUUAUAGUGAAAAAUAUCAAUAUGUCAGCUAGUCUUUGGUUUGACUAAGACUAAUCUAGUGAGUGUAUAUAAUCUAGUGAAUGUAGGGCAGUAAAAGAAGAAGAAUAUGACAAGGAUUCUCAAAACAUAAGUUGUUUUUAAAGUAUUAUUAUUGGAAACAGUGCCCUAGAAUAGUUAAAUGAACACAAAGCUGUCAAUUAGUUCUUCAGACUUCCAUCCAUGUAAACAGGAAGUGUGAUGUGGGAGAAGGCUGAGUUCAUGUAAAGGAAUGUAACAUUGUCAUUAGUGUGUUGACAGCUUGAAAUCAUCCAUGCAAGGCUGUCCAUUCCAUUCUCUCCCCCCCUUUCCAAACCCUUAAUGUAAAAAGAAAAGUGCUAAAAAUGUAAUAAUUUUAUGAUAAUUAACAGAGCUUCCAUUAUAAGUGCUUUAUGAAUGAAAUGUAUAGAAACUGAUGAUAUCAUUGAGACCGUACAUACAUUGCAGUGAAAAAAAAAGUCUGUUGCUGCUACAACUGAUAUAGAUUUAGAAAUGUAGAAAUGUUUUUAAUCGAAUGUAACAAAAAGUUAUAUUUUAUUGUUGUUCAAUUUUUGUGUUCUAUUCUAUUAUAUUUUUAUUAAAGUAAGAGACUAAACAUUUACAUAAUUUUAAGUGUAAGUCCUGGAAUUCAUCCUCAAAUUUUAGCCAUAUGUAAAUGUGUGCAAUGAAACAUAAAUACAAAAUGUACAUAAUUAUUUAUAUCAAACAUAUGUAAUAAAUAAAUAUUAUUGUA
Molecule: messenger RNA, 8957 nt
Organism: Biomphalaria glabrata
Lineage: Eukaryota; Metazoa; Mollusca; Gastropoda; Planorbidae
Product: protocadherin Fat 4-like
Exons: 45
Coding region: 200-6343 (2047 amino acids)
Biological process (GO): cell surface receptor signaling pathway; homophilic cell-cell adhesion; negative regulation of angiogenesis
Cellular component (GO): membrane
Molecular function (GO): calcium ion binding; G protein-coupled receptor activity
Source: RefSeq, a predicted model, not a curated record